CCGGGGGAGGAGCUGGGGGGGCGGCGAUGGAGCCGGGAGAGCGGAGCCACCGGGCGGUGGUUGCUUGAAAACCCCCCCUCAACACUCCUUUUCCAUCACCCCCGGAGCCCCCAGACCCCCCAGCCCACCCUGAGGAAUGAGAGCUUUCCAGGCAGACCUCCUUCUCCUUCUUCUCGGCUUCUUCAUCCUCAGCCACGAACUGGGGCUCCCAGGAAGAGGAUGCUGCCUAGUGCUGGGGUUCAUGUACAAGGAGAAGUACCGCAGGAUGACUGAAGGUCAAGCAUCCUCCUUCACGCAGCAGCCCCAGGACCAGGUGGUAAUCGCUGGGCAGCCCGUGACGCUGCUCUGCGCCAUCCCAGAGUACAAUGGCAUCGUGCUAUGGAUUAAGGACGGGCUCGCCCUUGGAGUUGGACGGGAUCUCUCAAGUUAUCCACGCUAUCUGGUCGUAGGAGACCACCUGUCUGGAGAGCAUCACUUGAAAAUCCUGAGAGCCGAUCUCCAAGAUGACGCCGUCUACGAGUGUCAAGCCAUUCAAGCGGCCAUCCGAUCCAGACCUGCCCGGCUGACCGUGCUUGUUCCUCCAGACGAUCCUAUCAUUAUGGGGGGACCCAUCAUCAGCUUGAGAGCAGGAGACCCCCUCAACUUGACCUGCCAUGCAGACAACGCCAAGCCAGCAGCCUCCAUCAUCUGGAUGCGGAGAGGAGAAGUCAUCAAUGGAGCCACCUACUCCAAGACACUUCUCCGCGAUGGCAAGAGGGAGAGUAUCAUGAGCACCCUUUUCAUCGCCCCCUCCGACAUCGAGAACGGGGAGAGCGUUGUCUGCCGCGCCACCAACAAAGCCAUUCCCAGUGGGAAGGAGACCUCUGUCACCAUUGAUAUCCAACACCCACCCCUGGUGAACUUGUCCGUGGAGCCGCAGCCGGUUCUAGAGGAUAACACUGUGAAGUUCCACUGCUCUGCCAAGGCCAACCCUGCUGUCACCCAGUACAGGUGGGCAAAAAAAGGCCAGGUUAUAAAAGAAGCAUCCGGCGACUUCUACGAAACUAUCGUGGACCACACCUUCUUCUUCGAGCCUGUCUCCUGCGAGGUCACCAACGCGCUGGGCAGCACAAACAUCAGCAGGACUGUGGACGUCUACUUUGGGCCCAGGAUGGCAACAGAACCCCAGUCCCUCCUCGUUGACCUGGGAUCAGAUGCAGUCUUCAACUGUGCCUGGACUGGAAACCCAUCUCUCACCAUCGUCUGGAUGAAGCGAGGCUCGGGCGUGGUCCUGAGCAAUGAGAACAAGUUGACCUUGAAAUCAGUCCGCCAGGAAGAUGCUGGGAAAUACGUGUGCCGAGCCGUGGUCCCGCGGGUCGGCGCUGGGGAACGGGAGGUGACGCUCACCGUCAAUGGACCACCCAUCAUCUCCAGCACCCAGACGCAGCACGCCCUGCAUGGCCAGAAAGGGCAGAUCAAGUGCUUCAUCCGCAGCACCCCACCACCAGACCGAAUUGCUUGGUCCUGGAAGGAGAACGUCCUGGAGUCUGGGACUUCUGGGCGCUACACUGUGGAGACGGUGAGCACAGAUGAGGGCGUUAUCUCUACUCUGACCAUCAGCAACAUCGUCCGGGCUGAUUUCCAAACCAUUUACAACUGCACCGCCUGGAACAGCUUUGGCUCCGACACGGAGAUUAUCCGGCUCAAAGAGCAAGGUACGGAAAUGAAAUCAGGAGCUGGUAUUCAAGCAGAGUCGGUGCCGAUGGCAGUGAUCAUUGGAGUGGCCGUGGGGGCCGGCGUGGCGUUCCUGGUGUUGAUGGCCACCAUCGUCGCCUUCUGCUGCGCCCGCUCGCAGAGGAAUCUCAAAGGCGUGGUUUCUGCCAAGAACGACAUCCGCGUGGAGAUCGUACACAAGGAGCCGGCCUCGGGCAGGGAGACGGAGGAGCACCCAACCAUCAAGCAGCUGAUGAUGGACCGGGGGGAGUUCCAGCAGGACUCGGUGUUGAAGCAGCUCGAGGUGCUCAAGGAGGAAGAAAAGGAGUUUCAAAACCUGAAGGAUCCCACCAACGGCUACUACAGCGUCAACACCUUCAAGGAGCACCACUCCACUCCCACCAUCUCGCUGUCAGGCUGCCCAGCGGACCUGCGCCCCACCAGCAAGCAGCGGGUGCCCACCGGCAUGUCCUUCACCAACAUCUACAGCACCUUGAGUGGGCAGAGCCGCCUCUACGACUACAGCCAGCGCUUCGUGCUGGGCAUGGGCAGCAGCUCCAUCGAGCUGUGUGAGCGUGAGUUCCAGCGCGGCUCCAUGAGCGACAGCAGCUCCUUCCUCGACACCCAGUGCGACAGCAGCAUCAGCAGCAGCGGCAAGCAGGAUGGCUACGUGCAGUUCGACAAGGCCAGCAAGGCCUCUGCCUCCUCCUCUCAUCAUUCCCAGUCUUCUUCCCAAAACUCAGACCCCAGCCGGCCCCUGCAGAGGCGGAUGCAGACACACGUUUGAGCCCCUCCGGGGAUGCUCAGGACCCUCCGCGCGGGCGCCGUGGCUUCGUGCUAGGACAGUCACACCCGCCAGGAGCGGCGGCGGGGAAAGAGGCUGGAUCCAGCCCGCCCAGAGUGGGGCUGCGGGGUGGGGGACUUGCUGAUCAUCCCCCCCCCAACCCGGGACAUGGCUAAGCACAACGCCGCUGAGGACGCGCCGAGCCGUCCCCAGCCCAAGCACGCGCCCCGCGCCCACCCAGCCGCUCGCCUCUGCUUCCCACCACCCUCUCCCACCCGGCUCUUCCCCUUCCUACUUGGUGUUCGGUGUCCAUACUUAUAGAGUCCGU
Molecule: messenger RNA, 2804 nt
Organism: Cuculus canorus (common cuckoo)
Lineage: Eukaryota; Metazoa; Chordata; Aves; Cuculiformes; Cuculidae
Gene: KIRREL3
Product: kirre like nephrin family adhesion molecule 3
Exons: 17
Coding region: 137-2479 (780 amino acids)
Biological process (GO): synapse assembly; cell-cell adhesion
Cellular component (GO): cell-cell junction
Molecular function (GO): cell adhesion molecule binding
Source: RefSeq, a predicted model, not a curated record